AGACCGACAGUGCUUGACAGCAAAGUGCCAGUUGCACAUAGCCCAGCGCCAGCAAAAUUUCAUUGCGAUCCCAAGAUACCUGCACCAACAAAAGUUUCCAUAUCUGUACAUAUUGCCGAAAUAAGCUUAGUGUCCAAUGGCGAAGUUACUCUGUCCAUGUAUCUGCGCUACUCGUGGGAAGACUUCAGGCUUACUCACAUAAAAAGAAACGCGCUUGGAGGCUAUGUAGAAAUUGCCUCAACCGUGAAAAAUAUGCUUUGGCUGCCAGAUUUGUAUAUACCAAAUGCUGCCACCGUUAUUAAUCCAGUGAUCUUUGUACCUUCAACCAGUUUUCGCAUCUACGAAAACCACACCAUCUUCGCAAACCAAUAUCUGGUUCUAGAGCUUUCUUGCCCCUUCAACUAUGCCCUUUUUCCCAUGGACGUACAAAUAUGUGACAUUGCCCUGCAAAGCUUCGGUUCCUCCCCGUGCGAGACAAACAUGACCUGGGCGGAACACUUGCCUCUAACCUACUCGACCUCUACCCUGUCGCAGUUCUCGUACCACUUACACAGAUCUAAUGACGGAGCUGAGAAAGGUGUAUUUCACACGAGCAGCAAGAGCGUCUACGAGCGCUCCCAGAUCCACAUGUACGUGGUCCUCACACGCAAGAUCAUGUUCUACAUGAUGCAGAUCUACAUUCCGUCGAUGCUGUUCGUGGUGGUGUCGUGGAUCUCAUUCCUGAUCCCGGCGGAGAUGGCGCAGGGUCGCAUGCUGCUCACCAUCACCACCAUGCUCACCAUGGUGUCGCUGUUUGCUGCCGGCAGUGAGUACGUACCUAAGGCCAGCUACGUUAAGGCGAUAGAUGUGUGGAUGUGCCUGUGCACUUUCCUCUCUUUCUUCGCGGUGGUCGACUGCCUGGCGGACGUGCGGCUGGAGAGCAUGCUGUCCGGCGAGAGCCGGCGGAAGGCGACCGACACGUUCGUGCUGACCGGCCAGGCGCGCCGCCAGACAGUGGUGGAGAUCUUCAUGAAGUACGCGCGGGCAGGAGGCGCUCCGGCGCAGGGCGAGGACCCCGGCGAGCGGGACGAGCAAAUCGCGAGUGCGAACACGUUGACAGAAAUGCUGGUGAAGUGGUUUUUCAAGGCACACCGGGCAUCCGUCAUUGUGUACCCGGUAGUGUUUAUCCUGUUCAAUAUUGUGUAUUGGGUGGUGUGCCUCGGAACCUUGGAGGAACUGGACUUGGGUGCGCGAGGUGUUCCAGUGUAA
Messenger RNA from Pollicipes pollicipes, 1248 nucleotides. Its product is annotated as glycine receptor subunit alpha-4-like. NCBI's taxonomy places the organism in Eukaryota, Metazoa, Arthropoda, Thecostraca, Pollicipedomorpha, Pollicipedidae. Gene Ontology annotation, cellular component: membrane. The record is from RefSeq and is a predicted model, not a curated record. The transcript has a single exon. The coding region runs from base 157 to 1248 and encodes 363 amino acids. Gene Ontology annotation, molecular function: transmembrane signaling receptor activity; extracellular ligand-gated monoatomic ion channel activity. Gene Ontology annotation, biological process: monoatomic ion transmembrane transport.